AUGAAAAGCAAGGUAAGUUGGUAUACCAUAAUUAAAACAGGGGUGGCUAUUCUGAUCUGCAGGUGUUGGUGCAGGCCUUUAUUCCAGACCAGUCAAGCAGUAACACACUUCAUUCAAUAAAUCAGUCUUGUUCAGGUGUGAAAGGGCAGUGUGGAGCGCAAUAAAGAUUGCAUCAUCUGUGGAUCUGUUGUGGCUGUAUGCAAAUUGGAGUGGGUCUAGGGUUUCUGGGAUAAUGGUGUUGAUGUGAGUCAUGACCAGCCUUUGCAAAGCACUUCAUGGCUACAGAUGUGUGUGCUACGGGUCAGUAGUCAAGUGUUGACAAAGUGUUGACAGUGCUGAGUAAGAAUUUAAACAUGAACUCACUCAUGAAAGCAGCAGCUCUUUGCUGUAUUCAUUGACAGUCUCUCUCUUGUCAUGGUUUUAAACAUUUUGAAAUCUCACAGUAUCAACUUGGCUGUAGCUUUCUUUUAUGCCUGCUACAUUACUGCAGACACGGUAAUCUGAGCCAUCCUAUUGGCCAGCGGUAGGCCAAUAGUGCACUUGAUUUGCUCUCUGGUCCCGCCGGGAAGGCAGAGUUUGUACCUUCAAAAUGGCAACAAAGAGCUACUGCAUACAUACUGCAAUGUGGGUUGGAUUGAAUUGAGCCCCUAAUCUUCAUUUUCAAGGUGAUUAUUGCACUUUUCUUCCUAACACAAUACUGCAAGAAAUGAGUUCACAUUUCAACAAAAACAUAUUGGCGCCCCAUAGGGAUUCAAAUUCAUACUGCAAGUGGCAAUAGAUGUCAGGCACUCGGCACCUUACCACUAGGCUAACUAGUCAGAGCAGUGUUUACUUGCGAUGCACAUCAUUUUAUUAUCAGAGCGUGCCAGUGGACUUCUGGUACGGAUGCUUUAGUGAGAAAGUAUUGGGAUCAGGUACAUCUACGUUUACCCACCCAAAAAUGAAUAUUUAUGAGCAAUUCCCCCCCACCAACAACUUCUCACCUGAAUGCAUUUUGUAUUUUAUUUGAAGGGGUUGGGUAGAGGCUGAAAUUGGAGUUGAUAGUUACCUUUUAAAGGUGCAGAGUUUCUGACAUCUAAUGUCACUUGCGUUGUAAGUUCGAAUCCCCCAUGGGACACAUUUAUUGCGGUAUUGUGUUGGGAAGAAAAGUGCAAUCAUCACCUUGAAACUGAAGAUUAGGGGCUCAAUUAAAUCCAAACCGCAUUGCAGUAUUUACGGAGUAAUUCUUUUUUCCAAUGGUCAAAUGAACUCAGACUGGUUUUGGGUACUAUAUAAAAACCUACAACUACUACCAGGGUGUGAUCCCUCUCACAGGUAUGCUUUCACUUUUCAGAAUUGGAAGUGUGAGGGUACGGAACGAAUAUUGUAAAGCAAGGAUAAAACAUUUUUUUAAAGUAAAGAUAUCUUCCCUAUGUGGGUUUAGAACUCACAACCAUUGAACUAUGAGCCAACUGUAUUUAGUGGACUGUGCCACCAAUCAGUUAUAGCAGUUUGGAAAAGAUAGGAGUUGACAUGACCACAAUUGUCAUCUAUUUCUUGUGCAGAUGGAUAUAGCUACAAAUAUAAAUCCUCAUAGCCUAGAUGUUUUUUCUUCUUUGUAAAAGCACAUAGAUGUGUAUGAAAUGGUAAGCACAAACGUUGAAUUUUGUCAUAUGCAGAAAUGUGCCUUACUGCCUUUUGAAUUGUGUUACAUCCGUAGCCUAGUCAAGGUAGCAUCAUGCAAAGUACAUUUGCACACCAGCAACACCAUUGCCAAAUAAGAUGCACUGUCACCUGCUAGCUAAACCUAAAACAUCUGGAUUUCAAUGUUUUUUUUUUUGUUCAUGAGUUACUCUUUAAGUAACCUGUCUUAUGUAACCAUACCAAACAUAACAUAUCAUACUAAUUUGAGUGUCCUGGAUUUACGUUUACUACGUCUAGUCUGAGACCAGGCUGUAUUAAUAGGCCUACAGCGUGCAGUAGGAUAUGUUGAUCAGUUGAUUGACCGGUGUACUGUAGAACGAUAAACUUUCCUCUAGUGUGGAUGUUCGCCAACGUUUUUAUAGUUGUGUAGUUCAUUCUUAUAGUUAGCAUCCUUGGGUGGAUGGCCCUUAAGAUUGGUCAUCAAAAUGUUGAAGGUCCUGGACCAUAAAAUAACUUUUCUUUGAGAUUGUACAAUGUGCUGUUAACUCAAACCUUUUGUCCUCUUUUAGCUUUCCAUCCUUGAAAGACAGGAGAUAACGCAUUUAGUGUGUGUUCGCCAAGAUAUUGAGGCAAAUUUUAUAAAGGCCAACUUCCCACAUAAAUUUAGGUAAGAAACAAACUGAGAAUGGGUACAUGUGUUUAAAACUCAGCCAAUGACAUCUCUCACUCAAUCUAUCAGCUAAUUAAUGUGGCCUGCUUUCUUCUGUUUUCAGAUACCUCGUUUUAGAUAUUGCCGACAAUCCUGUGGAAAACAUAAUUAGAUAUUUCCCUAUGGUGAGUUUCAGCAUGAGCUGAAUGUGGUGGAUAAUGUUACAAUGUACUGCAGCCUGACCUGCCAUGUUAUUGUUAGUAGGCAUAAAUGUAUUUUCCCCUCUAUCCACAGACUAAAGAAUUUAUUGAUGGCUGUUUAGCAAGCGGAGGUAAUAAAAAUUUAUUUAAUUGGAUUGAAUAUUGUCUUUAGAAUUUCAUUCCAAAAAACUGUGCGCAUACAACAAUGUGCAGGUACUUAUUUUCCUUCUACAGUGCCUUCAGAAAGUAUUCACACCAACUUUUUUCACAUUUUGUUGUUACAGCCUGAAUUUUUUAUUGAUUACAUUUAGAUUUUUUCGUCACACAAUAUCCCAUAAUGUCAAAGUGGAAUUGUUUUUCAAAAAUGUAUUGUCAAUAAGUAUUCAACCCCUUUGUUAUGGUAAGCCUAAAUAAGUUCAGGAGUAGAAAUUAGCUUAAUAAAUAAAAUAAAAAAUAAAGCAGACAUUGAAUAUCCCUUUGAGCAUGGUGAAUUUAUUAAUUACACUUUGGAUGGUGUAUCAAUACACUAAGUCACUACAAAGAUAAAGGCGUCCUUCCUAACUCAGUUGCCGGAGAGGAAGGAAACCGCUCAGGGAUUUCACCAAGAGGCCAAUGGCGACUUUAAAACAGUUUAAUGACUGUGAUAGGAGAAACCUGAGGAUGGAUCAACAACAUUGUAGUUACUCCACAAUACUAACCUAAUUGACAGAUUGAAAAGAUGGAAGCCUGUACAUAAUACAAAUAUUCCAAAAUAUGCAUCCUGUUUGCAAAAGGCAUUAAAGUAAUACUGCAAAAAAUGUGGCAACGCAAUUAACACUGUAUUCAAGACAAAAAGUUUGUGUUUGGGACAAAUCCAAUACAACACAUUACUGAGUACCACUCUCCAUAUUUUCAAGCAUAGUGAUGGCUGCAUCACGUUAUGGGUAUGUUUGUAAUCGUUAAGGACUCGGGAGUUUGUCAGGAUAAAAAAGGAACGGAAUGGCGCUAACUAAGCACAGGCAAAAUCCUAUAGGAAAAAAAACGUGGUCCAGUCUGCUUUCCACCAGACACUGGGAGAUGAAAUCACCUUUUAGCAGGACAAUAACCUAAAACACAAGGCCAAAUUUACACUGCAGUUGCUUACCAAGAAGACAGUGAAUGUUCCUGAGUGGCCGAGUUACAUUCUUGACCUAAAUCUUCUUGAAAAUAUAUGUUGACCUUAGAGACUUACCCAGUAAGACUAAUCGCUGUCAAACGUGAUUCUAACAUGUAUUGACUCAGGGGGUUGAAUACUUAUCUAAUCUAUACUGAACUAAAAUAUAAACGCAACAUGCAACAAUUUUAAAGAUUAUGCUGAGUUACAGUUCAUAUAAGGAAAUCAGUCAAUUGAAAUAAAUUAAUUUGGCCCUAAUCUAUGGAUUUCACAUGACUGGGCAGGGGCAAAGCCAUGGGUGGGCCAGGGAGGGCAUAAACUCACCCGCUUGGGAGCCGGGCCGACCCACUGGAAGCCAGGCCCAGCCAAUCAGAAUGAGUUUUUCCCCACAAAAGGGCUUUAUUACAGACAACUACCGGCGUGGUUACAGGUGGUCUGCGGUUGUGAGGCCGGUUGGACGUAAUGCCAGAUUCUCUAAAACGACGUUGGAGGCGGCUUAUGGUAGAGAAAUGAACAUUACAUUCUCUGGCAAUAGCUCUGGUGGACAUUCCUGCAGUCAGCAUGCCAAUUGCACGCUCCCUCAACUUGACAUCUGUGGCAUUGUGUUGUUACAAAACUGCACAUUUUAGUGGCCUUUUAUUGUCCCCAGAAUAAGGUGCACCUGUAAUGAUCAUGCUGUUUAAUCAGCUUCUUGAUAUGCCACAGCUGUCAGGUGGAUGGAUUAACUUGGCAAAGGAGAAAUGCUCACUAACAGGGAUGUAAACAAAUUUGUGCACAACAUUUGAGAGAAAGAAGCUUUUUGUGCAUAUGGAAAAUUACUGAGAUCUUUUAUUUCAUCUCAUGAAACAUGGGACCAGCACUUUACAUGUUGCGUUUAUAUAUUUGUUGAGUGUAGAUAGUGUUUUAUUUUUCAUAAAUUCUAACAUUUGUAAAAAAAAAAUCUUCCACUUUGACAUUUAGAGUAUUUUGUGUAGAUCAUUGACCAAAAAUGACAAAUCCAUUUUAAUCCCACUUCGUAACAAGAAAAUGUGGGAAAAGUAUUUCUGAAGGCACUGUAUGUGACAUUUCUUGUACCCUGCACCUGGAGAAUUGUUGGAUUGUGCGAUACACAUAUACUAUUUCCCCAUAGAAAUCUAUCUUGACUCUUUCCUUGUCUUGUUCACAUAGGAAAGGUACUAGUUCAUGGAAAUGCAGGGAUAUCAAGAAGGUUGGUUACCUCUCCUCAUGUAAAAUAUUUGAUUUUGAACAGAUCCAGUGUUUGAAAAUACCCUAAUUCCCUGCCUGUCUAUUGAUCUUGAAGGAAUACUUUAAGGAAUACCUGGAAUAGUAUAAAGUAAUCCUUCUACCCCCCCCCCCCCCCCACCCCACACCCAUUAAAGAGUGGUUGUCCCACUGGCUAUCAUAAGUUGAAUGCACCAAUGAUGUAAAUGAUUGAUAUUCUGUUACUUAAAGAUGAAGACCAGUAUCAAUCUAAAUAAUUAUCUCUUCUCCUUUCAGUGCUGCCUUAGUUAUUGCAUACCUUAUGGAGACAUUUGGUGUGAAAUACAGGUAAGACCUUUCAACAAACCAAGCAGGCUUCAUUUAUUGCUAGCUAGUUCAGAGUAGAGCUGGGACGUUAAACCGAAACUGACAUUGCCUUCCUCUUACCAAAGCAAACGUCGGUAAUUCUGGGUGAUUUUCCUACACAACGUUCCUGUGGAUUGUUCUAAAACCAUAAUUUGGUCAACAGUAAAAUCCUAUGCAUUAUGUUGAGUCUUGCUAUGAAAGUAUCUGCCUGUCCCUGUUUCGCUGCGGACUCUCACUCCCUCUCCCCACGAUCCACGCAGAGGAGGGAGAGAUGCAUUCUGAGAAGCACAAGCAUAUGACCGUUCAAAAUGCUCUUGUGGGAAAAAUAGUUUUCAAAGCAACUAUUGUUUUAGUUAGAGAGGAGAUUCGUAGCUUUCUGUGAGUGCGUUCAGAAAGUAUUUAGACCCCUUCACUUUUUUCACGUUGUUACGUUACAGCCUUAUUCUAAAAUUGAUUUCCCCCACAUCAAUCUACACACACUACCCCAUAAUGACAAAGCAAAAACAGUUUUUUUAUUUUUAUUUUUGCAAAUGUAUAAAAUAAAACUUUAAUAUCACAUUUACAUAAGUAUUCAGACCCUUUACUCAGUACUUUGUUGAAUCGCCUUUGGCAGCGAUUACAGCCUCGAGUCUUCUUGGAUAUGACGCUACAAGCUUGGCACACCUGUAUUUGGGGAGUUUCUCCAAUUCUUCUCUGCAGAUCCUCUCAAGCUGUCAGGUUGGCUGGGGAGUGUCGCUGCGCAGCUAUUUUCAGGUCUCUCCAGAGAUGUUUGAUCGGGUUCAAGUCCGGGCUCUGGCUGGGCCACUCAAGGACAUUCAGAGACUUGUCCCGAAGCCACUCCUGCGUUGUCUUGGCUGUGUGCUUAGGGUCGUUGUCCUGUUGGAAGGUGAACCUUCGCCCCAGUCUGAGUGCUCUGGAGCAGGUUUUCAUCAAGGAUCUCUCUGUACUUUGCUCCGUUCAUCUUUCCCUCAAUCCUGACUAGUCUCCCAGUCCCUGCCGCUGAAAAACAUCCCCACAGCAUGAUGCUGCCACCACCACCAUGCUUCACUGUAGGGAUGGUGUCAGGUUUUCUCCAGACGUGACGCUUGGCAUUUAGGCCAAAGGGUUCAAUCUUGUUUCUCAUGGUCUGAGAGUCCUUUAGGUGCCUUUUGGCAAACUCCAAGCGGGCUGUCAUGUGCCUUUUACUGAGGAGUGGCUUCCGUCUGGCCACUCUACCAUAAAGGCCUGAUUGGUGGAGUGCUGCAGAGAUGGUUGUCCUUCUGGAAGGUUCUCCCAUCUCCACAGAGGAACUCUGGAGCUCUGUCAGAGAGACCAUCAGGUUCUUGGUCACCUCCCUGACCAAGGCCCUUCUCCCCCGAUUGCUCAGUUUGGCGGGGCGGCCAGCUCUAGGAAGAGUCUUGGUGGUUCCAAACUUCUUCCAUUUAAGAAUGGAGGCCACUGUGUUCUUGGGGACCUUAAAUGCUGCAGACACAAUCCUGUCUCGGAGCUCUACGGACAAUUCCUUCAACCUCAUGUCUUGGUUUUUGGCUAAUUUCUCUCCCUCCCUCCCUCCCUCCUCAGGUACAGUAUGUCAUUCAAGGCUACCACAAGAGGAGAGAGUACAUUGCUGCCUUUCUCAGUCACUUUGGAAUGUGAGUCUGUGUGUGCGUAUGUGCGCCCAUGUAUGCGAGAAAUUAAUUGAAAUAUCACAUUUACAUACACUACCACUCAACAGUUUGGACACACCUACUCAUUCAAGGGUUUUUCUUUAUUUUUACUAUUUUUUGCAUUGUAGAAUAAUAGUGAAGAUAUCAAAACUAUGAAAUAACACAUAUGGAAUAAUGUAGUAACCAAAAAAGUGUUAUUCAAAUCAAAAUAUAUUUUAUAUUUGAGAUUCUUCAAAUAGCCACCCUUUGCCUUGAUGACAGCUUUGCACACUCUUGGCAUUCUCUCAACCAGCUUCAUGAGGUAGUCACCUGGAAUGCAUUUGAAUUAAGAAGUGUGCCUUCUUAAAAGUUAAUUUGUGGAAUUUAUUUCCUCCUUAAUGCGUUUGAGUCAAUCAGUUGUGUUGUGACAAGGUGUGUGUGGGGGAGGGUAUACAGAUGAUAGCCCUAUUUGGUAAAAGACCAAGUCCAUAUUAUGGCAAGAACCGCUCAAAUAAGCAAAGAGAAACGACAGUCCAUUACUUUAAGACAUGAAGAUCAGUCAAUAAGGAACAUUUCAAGAACUUUGAACGUUUGUUCAAGUGCAGUCGCAAAAGCCAUCAAGUGCUAUGAUGAAACUGGCUCUCAUGAGGACCGCCACCGGAAUGGAAGACCCAGAGUUACCUCUGCUGCAGAGGAUAAGUUCAUUAGAGUUACCAGCCUCAGAAAUUGCAGCCCAAAUAAAUGCUUCACAGAGUUCAAGCAACAGAACAACUGUUCAGAGCGGACUGUGUGAAUCAGGCUUUCAUGGUCGAAUUGCUGCAAAGAAACCACUACUAAAGGACACCAAUAAGAAGAAGAGACUUGCUUGGGCCAAGAAACACGAGCAAUGGACAUUAGACCGGUGGAAAUCUGUCCUUUUGGUUUGGAGUCCAAAUUGGAGAUUUUUGGUUCCAACCACCAUGUCUUUGUGAGACGUGGUGUGGGUGAACGGAUGAUCUCCGCAUGUGUAGUUCCCACCGUAAAGCAUGGAGGAGGAGAUGUUAUAGUGCGGGGGUGCUUUGCUGGUGACACUGUCUGUGAUUUAUUUAGAAUUCAAGGCACACUUAACCAGCAUGGCUACCACAGCAUUCCUGCAGUGAUGUGCCAUCCCAUCUGGUUUGGGCUUAGUGGGACUAUCAUUUUGUUUUUUCAACAGGACAAUAACCCAACACACCUGUAGGCUGUGUAAGGGCUAUUUUACCAAGAAGGAGAGUGAUGGAGUGCUGUAUCAGAUGACCUGGCCUCCACAAUCCCCCGACCUCAACCCAAUUGAGAUGGUUUGGGAUGAGUCGGACCGCAGAGUGAAGGAAAAGCAGCCAACAAGUGCUCAGCAUAUGUGGGAACUCCUUCAAGACUGUUGGAAAAGCAUUCCAGGUGAAGAUGGUUGAGUGAAUGCCAAGAGUGUGCAAAGCUGUCAUCAAAGCAAAGGGUGGCUAUUUGAAGAAUCUCAAAUAUAAAAUAUAUUUUGAUUUGUUUAACACUUUUUUGGUUACUACAUGAUUCCAUAUGUGUUAUUUCAUAGUUUUGAUAUUUUCACUUUUAUUCUAUAAUGUAGAAAAUAGUAAAAAUAAAGAAAAACCCUUGAAUGACUAGGUGUGUCCAAACUUUUCACUGGUACUGUAUGUAUUCAGACCCUUUACUCAGUACUUUGUUGAAGCACCUUUGGCAGCAAUUACGACCUCGAGUCUUCUUGGGUAUGACACUACAAACUUGGCACACUUGUAUUUGGGGAGUUUCUCUCAUUCUUCUCUGCAGAUCCUCUCAAGCUCUGUCAGGUUGGAUGGGGAGCGUCGCUGCACAGCUAUUUUCAGGUCUCUCCAGAGAUGUUCGAUCGUGUUCAAGUCCGGGCUAUGGCUGGCCAACUCCAGGACAUUCAGAGACUUGUCCCGAAGCCACUCCUGCGUUGUCUUGGCUGUGUGCCGUUGUCCUGUCGGAAGGUGAACCUUCACCCCCAGUCUGAGGUCCUGAGCGCUCUGAAGCAGGUUUUCAUCAAGGAUCUCUCUGUACUUUGCUCCGUUCAUCUUUCCCUCAAUCCUGACUAGUCUCCCAGUCCCUGCCGCUGAAAAACAGCCCCACAGCAUGAUGCUGCCACCACCAUGCUUCACCAUAGGGAUGGUGCCAGGUUUCCUCCACACGUGACACUUAGCAUUCAGGGCAAAUAGUUCAGUCUUGGUUUCAUCAGACCAGAGAAUCUUGUUUCUCGUGGUCUGAGAGUCCUUUAGGUGCCUUCUGGCAAACCAAGCGGGCUGUCAUGUGCCUUUUACUGAGGAGUGGCUUCCGUCUGGCCACUCUACCAUAAAGGCCUGAUUGGUGGAGUGCUGCAGUGAUGGUUGUCCUUCUGGAAGGUUCUCCCAUCUCCACAGAGGAACUCUGGAGCUCUGUCAGAGUGACCAUCGGGUUCUUGUUCACCUCCCUGACCAAGGCCCUUCACCCCCGAUUGCUCAGUUUGGCUUGGCGGCCAGCUCUAGGAAGAGUCUUGGUGGUUCCAAACUUCUUCCAUUUAAGAAUGAUGGAGGCCACUGUGUUCUCGGGGACCUUCAAUGCUGUAGACAUUUUUUGGUACCCUUCCCCAGAUCGGUGCCUCGACACAAUUCUGUCUCGGAGCUCUAAGGACCAUUCCUUCGACCUCAUGGCUUGGUUUUUGCUCUGACAUAAACUGUCAACUGUGGGACCUUAUAUAGACAGGUGUGUCUUUCCUAAUAAUUUCCCAUCAAUUGAAUUUACCACAGGUGGACUCAUUUCAAUCAAGUUGUAGAAACAUCAAGAAUGAUCAAUGGAAACAGGAUGCACCUGAGCCUAAUUUCGAGUCUCAUAGCAAAGGGUCUUAAUACUUAUGUAUGUAAGGUAUUUCUGUUUUUAGUUUAAAAUAAAUUUGUACAAAUGUAUAACUUGUUUUCGCUUUGUCAUUAUGGGGUAUUGUGUGUAGAUUGAGCAUUUUUUUGUUUUUAACCAUUUUAGAAUAAGGCUGUAACGUAACAAAAUGUGGUAAAAGUGAAGGGGUCUGAAUACUUUCCGAAUGCACUGUAUAGGCCAAUAAUGCAGAAAGAUAUCUGCAAUUCUCUAAAGAGCCAAAAAUAAAUCGGACAAUUCUGCAUUCUAUUUUGACAAGUUGCACAUAAAAAUAUAAAUCAUGCAUUUCCUGGAUAUGUUAAUGUAAUAGCUUACUUUUUGAAUCAUAGGCUACCAGUUGUCUUACUUGGCACUGGAAAAAAUUGUCUAGAGCCCUGCCGCUAAUGUAAACUAACUGUCCAUUAAACUUUUAACGUUGUAUUCGUUAGAGCAAAAUACACUGAACAAAAAUAUGAACGCAACGUGAAGUGUUGGUCCCAUGUUUCAGGAGCUGCACCCCUGCCCAGUCAUGUGGAAUUCAUAGAUUAGGGCCAAAUUAAUUGUUUUCAAUUGACUAAUUUCCUUAAAUGAACUGAAACUCUGUAAAAUCUUUGAAAUUGUUACGUUUAUAUUUUUCAGUAGUUUACAUUUAUCGCCAGCUAGCACCUCUCCCAAAAAGUAUUUACCGUAAUUUAAUCGCAGAUUUAUCAUUAUUGCAACAACAAAAAACAAUUCUUUGCAAUAUGGAUUUUGGUCCAUAUCGCUCUAGUUCAUUGACAUAAUAUUGAGUUCACUACAUUAAUUGCUGCUGUCCAGCUGCAUGGUGACCAAAGAUCUAGUAAAAUGUCCUGCUGUAUGUUGCUGGUUCUUCUGCAGGGAUGCUUUCAGCCACGUUCAGGAGAGGAGAUUCUGCAUCAACCCUAACGUGGGUUUUGUGCAUCAAUUACAGGUAGGGUCCUCUGUAGUUCAAGUCGUGAACUCAACCUUCCAAACAGCUCUGACCACUUAUAUACUUAAAUGGCAUAUUCAAUGGGUUUCAACAUUAAAUGUGGCAGAUAAAUGUCUCCUCAAAACAAGACAUUUCUGUCUGAAUGUUUGUAACAUUGCGCCCUCCAUCUCUGUUUUCUAGGAAUAUGAAGCGAUCUACUCAGCUAAACUGACCAUCAAGAUGUCACCAAUACAGCUGGGCAGAGCGUUCUCCCUUCAUGCUGGAAUGCCAGGUCAGUGUGUGCAACUUUCAUUCAGGUGACCAUUCCAAGAACCUAGGCUUAUUCCACGUUUACCAUACACGUCUGUCACCGUGGGUGGAUUUGAGAUGACUUACGAACCACCUAGAAAGAAGUCUAUUGCAGUUGGGGGAGGAGCUUAUUUAUCAGUCACUGGGCAGAAUGUAUGCAAUGAAACAUGCCCAACUGGUUUUCAUCCCAUGAAAUUCAGAUUUUUACAGUUUAUUAACCUCAACACCAGUCUUUCUUUAUGGAUGUUUGACUCUGUGAAUCUGUUCCUCAUAGGCAGCCUGAAACGAAGCCUGGAGGAAGACUAG
This is a messenger RNA of Coregonus sp. 'balchen', 11206 nucleotides long. The record is from the annotation of a GenBank genome assembly. NCBI's taxonomy places the organism in Eukaryota, Metazoa, Chordata, Actinopteri, Salmoniformes, Salmonidae.